Dunckerocampus dactyliophorus (ringed pipefish) is the source of this 2365-nucleotide messenger RNA. RefSeq lists its product as uncharacterized. NCBI's taxonomy places the organism in Eukaryota, Metazoa, Chordata, Actinopteri, Syngnathiformes, Syngnathidae. The record is from RefSeq and is a predicted model, not a curated record. Gene Ontology annotation, cellular component: nuclear envelope; meiotic nuclear membrane microtubule tethering complex. Bases 163 to 1968 code for a protein of 601 amino acids. The transcript is spliced from 11 exons.
GGUAGGUUCAUGUUACCUUCAUGUUGUUCAGUGUGGCUCAAGCACUCACUUCAAACCACUUCUACUUUCUUUUUGCUGUCUUUUUUUUUUUUUUUGCUUUGCCAGCGUUUACCGCGGAUGACGUCACCUGUCAGCAGGCGGUGAAGACGAGGUGAUGUCAGGAUGUCUGAAUCGGACACGCCCCCUUCCAAUGUCAGUGACUACUUGACCGCCAUGGAGUCCUGUGACUCGUCGACUGAUCCGACCAGCACGCAGGCGGCUGCCAGCGGCUGGAGCCAAGAUGGGGACCUGUUGGGGUGUGAUCAGCUGGAGAGACGCUGGCUGCUGUGGCACGCCUUCAUGAAGGAACAUGCCCACUUGGACGCUUGGCUGCAACUGGCCGAACAGGCUGUCUGCUCCCAGAACUGGACCCAGGUGACAUAUGCGAGCGCCAAGGAGGACCUGAGGAGGUUUGAGAGGUUGCGCUGUGAGGCGGGAACUCGGCUCGUGCAGCUGGACGGGCUGACCCACAAGAAUCGAAUGCUGACUCGGCUAUUUAAGGGCGCCAUGCGGGCACGUCUGCUGGUGGCGGCGAGGGAGUGCGGCCAGCGAUGGGACGACGUCAACGUCAAGCUGGAGUCCAUAACGGGACGACUCACGAACUUUGUGUGCCUUUGGGAGGAGUUUGAGGCUGAGAGGGAGGAGCUUGCUCUGUGGUUGGCUGAGCUGGAAGUCCGUCUACUAGAUGUACAACAGCUGACAGGAAGCACCUGUGAGAAGCUUGCACAACUCCAGGCCUUCCAGGAGUGCGUGUGCGUGAACUCUGGUCGGGUCAGCGGCCUGCUGAAGCGCGGCGAGGGGCUGAUCCAACUUUGCGAGCCGUCUGACGCUCAGCGUGUGGAGCGCCACCUGCUGGAGCUGCUGAGGAGCUGCAGUCACGUGUACAACAACAUCGGACGCACACACAUGCGGCUGCUUAGCAUGAAACUGGUGUUUGAGGAUGACUUCAUGCUGACCCCGCCUCCAGAUUCUGGCUGUCCAUCAGAGAUGUUGUUCGAGGAGGAGGGAUCCCCCCUGGACCUGCCAGUCAGCCUUAAAGACCGCCACCCUCCUCCUCCUCCAUCAUCUCCACCCUCACCUUCCCAUGAGCACCUGGAGUGGGACCCUUCAGUGGAUGUUGGACGGUCCGUCUCCUGUAGUGGCGACUCCUACUUCAACGCCUGCACAGGUGGAUGGUACCAGGAUGCAGAUGAGAUGAUGUCAUUGGUCACUUCCUGUUUGUCUUGGCUUGCAGGUGAGUGUAACACACGCUUAAAGAGGCGGAGCUACAUCAGCUCCUUGAACUCUGAUAUCAGCAAUGACGCCAUCAACCAGGAGGCGGAAAUGGACUUGAACGCAGCUCACCAUCAUUGGAACCAUUGGGUGACCUCCACACCAGAAGACCAAGACGGCGAGGCGGUUGGCUUUGAUGGGCGUGUGAGGGCGUGGCUGGGAGGCCAGAGCCCCUCCCCGCCUUCCUGCUGUAAAGCUGUGCAGACUGAUGGACAGUUCAGCGUCGCCGACAAACCGGCGGUCCAUGCGCUGUCUGGCGUCGCCGAGAUCCCACGUUGCCAAGAUGACACCUCUCGCGUCUCAAACUCCUGGCCUCAUUGGACGAGGGAGCGACGGCAGUCACGGGUCAGUCCACUUGUGAGGAUGGCAUCAUUCCACACAAACGAACCGGAAGUGUUAUUGUUUCAGACCGAUGAUCAUGAUGAAGAGGAGGAGAAGGGGUCAUGUUGCGAUGAAGCUGAGCAUCUUCUUCCUCAACAAAGCAGGGCUCCUCGGGCCCCACCCUUCCCAGCUCUCAUCUGCCUCCUGCUGGCCGCCGUUGUCUCCCUGCUGGCCUGUCUACUCUGGAACUUCCUAGAGCCGCCGUGUCGCCGCGGCAUGAGCAGAACGCAGCGCAACUUCCACCUGAGCUACGUCAAUGGAGCCCCGCCCACUUGAGACACUGUAAAACAGUCCUUUGCCUUGCAAGACAUUUAAUCACCUCGUUUCCUGUUGGUUUGGGUUGGGUUGGUGUGGGGGAACAUUAAUGCUUCAUGACAGUAAAAUGGAAUAAAAAGUACUACUAGAAUAAAAAAGAUGUUUGUCCAGACAGCUAAUGCUAAAAUGGCUAAUUGGUAACUAAGUUUUAGCUGUCUGACUUCAAAUAAAUAUAUGCAUGUAUUUUUCAUAUGCUCUCAUAGCAGUCAGUGUUUUAUUGCUCAUAAUCAAAGUGUGUGUGGUUAAGAAUGUGUUUGAGUCCAAAACAUUUCACUUGUUUUUAUUUUUGUAAAAAAAAAAAAUCAUAUGAAGAUAAAUGUAUUUUGUACUAAAGAGAAAUAGAAUAAAAUGACAAUGU